AUGACAAUGGCAACAACCACAGACCGCCAGAAAACCAUCUUCGUCCUUGAUGCAAUGGGGUACCUAGGCUUGCAGUUUCUUGUUCUGCUUGGGUGCAAGUCGCUUGGAUACCAUGUUGUUGCACUUGUUCAGAACCUCGAUCCUGAGGGUAAGAAGCUCAGGCAACUGAGGGAAAUCUAUGAGAACCUGGAGGCGGUUGAGGGCACGUUGGAAGAUAAAGAGGUCAUUGAGGGGAAGCAGAAAAGGCAAACGCCUGUCGGGAUGACACCAAUGCCAGCAGUUCUUGCUGGCCUGACCAAACAAUUGGCUGCCAACCCCGGCGAUCCACCUCUGUACAUCCACGUCUCUGGCCUCAGGAUCAUACACGACAAAGCGUGUGGAGAGUUCAUCGAGAAGUCGGCCAUCCCACAGUACAGCGACAUAGGGUUCGACCUUGUGAAGUUCGGUGCGGAUGUGGCGCACAUGAAUUGCGACAGAGAGAUCGCAGCCGCUGGUGUUCGUACUUAA
Molecule: messenger RNA, 507 nt
Organism: Cyclocybe aegerita
Lineage: Eukaryota; Fungi; Basidiomycota; Agaricomycetes; Agaricales; Hemipholiotaceae
Source: the annotation of a GenBank genome assembly